Messenger RNA from Canariomyces notabilis, 612 nucleotides. RefSeq lists its product as uncharacterized. NCBI's taxonomy places the organism in Eukaryota, Fungi, Ascomycota, Sordariomycetes, Sordariales, Chaetomiaceae. Gene Ontology annotation, molecular function: bis(5'-nucleosyl)-tetraphosphatase (asymmetrical) activity. The transcript has a single exon. The record is from RefSeq and is a predicted model, not a curated record. Bases 1 to 612 code for a protein of 203 amino acids. Gene Ontology annotation, biological process: ATP biosynthetic process; AMP biosynthetic process.
AUGAACGAGUCUGACCUCAUGCUCUGGCUGGACAAUAUCGACAAGAGCAUGGGAUUCCGGCCAGCGAGUGCGCUCGGCAUGUCUUGCGGGACUGUGACUAUUGAUAUCGCCAGAGCCAAGGUCCUUGUGGUCUGGAAUAAGCGGCUCAAACUCUACCAGCUUCCCAAGGGCAGGAGGAACAUCGGCGAGAACAUGCUCGCUGCGGCACUCCGUGAAACGUACGAGGAGACGGGCCUUCAGGUCACGCCGCUCCGGCUAGACAUCGCAACGAGGGCGACACCACCCCGGACGGAGAAGUUCGGCAAGGCAAUGAGAAGCCCAGAUAUUACCGAGGGCCACCCGAGUAACGAGUUUGUCGGUGUAUGUUUAUAUCCGGACCCGCAGUCCGAAACCGAGGCGCUGAAGAUUGUCUUCUUCUUUGCGGCAACGGCUGAUUGCACGGCUACUCGGGACUCUGGAACUCAGGAGGAAUGGGAGAAGCUUGAUGCGAAAUGGAUACCAUUCUCGGACGUGUCCAGAAUACUGCGUUUCCAAGCCGAGAUUGACAUAGUCAUGAAGACCGUGCAGGACAUGAAGAGGUCGGGAUAUGUUGUUGGAGAUGGUUUCCUGUAG